Messenger RNA from Thamnophis sirtalis, 3372 nucleotides. The record is from RefSeq and is a predicted model, not a curated record. NCBI's taxonomy places the organism in Eukaryota, Metazoa, Chordata, Lepidosauria, Squamata, Natricidae.
AAGGCCCGAUUGAGCUUCAGGGAGGUCUUCUUUUCAGGGAAACAGGGUAACAACUCCCCUGUAUACAACCUGUUGGUGAUAAGCAGCAGGGGCCAAAAGGAGCAGUUUCCAAAAUCCAGGUAGAUUUCUGUUUGGAAGAAGAAAGAUUGCAAAGAAAAGGAAGGACAAAUCUUGGCUACUUGUGGGGGCCAAAUGGGGACUCUGUGCACUUAGAAAGGGCUAUAAGGCACAAUGAAGCGGCAUAUAAGUCUAAGUCAAUCCGCUGUCUUGAUCUGAUCCACUGUUGUUUUGUGUUUGGGGCUUUCUCACCUCCUCCUCUUUCCCACGUCCUUCCCUGGAGUGUCGGUUUCAUCCCCAGGCACAGCAGGAGCUGUUGGUAGAGAUGGAGCUGGGCAGCCUGUCAACCAGGGAGUUGCAGAUUUUUUUCUGCACUGGAGCCUGAUGUUUUGCGGGAGGAAGCUUUGCAUUCAAGAGGUGCAAGAGUUUGGUCUUCAUCGAUACUUUGAAAUAUUGGAUGAAAUGUAACAGUUAAAAUAAGUAAAGAUUACAUUCAUUUUAGAAGGCAAUCUUAUUCCUUCAAUUUUGCAUUAUCUCACUACAAUGACAAUGACUAACAGGGUUGCUUUCAAUUUGCAAAUUCCCUUUUGAAUAAUUUUUAGCUAAAAAUGUACAAGGUGCACAUUGAUAUCUUUGGCAGCUGAGCUGGCAUAAUGGAAUGAGUGGCAUGCGGGACUUCUAAGGUGAAUCGGAAAUCGGAAAUCCUUUGGUGUCCCACCUGAUCUUUCUUCCGUCUUCUGUAAGAAGCUCCUGACUUUCAAAUACGGGGUGGAGAUUGGAGCUCCUCGGGCACUUUCACCUUUCCUGCUUGGGAGAGCUGUCUGAAAAAGGUGGCAUUUGCCAUCAACAUCGACAAAGACCAGCAAGUUGAAAUGGCUCCAAGCAUCAGUGACAAGAGUUUGAGCAAAAGAACAGGCUAAAGCUUGUUGCAUGGGGAAGUGUAGGAAGAAAAUACAUUGGAUCCAAAAUAGGAGCAGCUGCAGCUGGUUGUACCCCAAAGUGCUGAAGAGAUCAAUUACCUUCCACCUUUGAAGAGGACAAACUCACCCUGGGCCUUUGCUCAUCUGUUUAGGAGAAUGGCUUCCUCCAAGACCACUAGAACUGCUGGGUUAGCGGAGAAAAUGCAAGUUUGUGUAGAAGACUUGUCACAUCAAGUACAUCCAUCAGGAAGGAGCUUCUGAAGGAAGUAGAUGCAUGGCUGGAGCUCAUUUAGGAGUGCACUUGAGGAAUGCUUAAAAAGUGCCCUUUAUAUCUUACCAUGGAAAAGUUUCUCCUCUGCCUUCUGAUGACGAGCACCAUGGCUGUGAGGGCCCUGAUGUGUCCCAUGCGCUGCAGCUGCCAGAGGGUGUCCCCCUCUUUCACCAUCCUCUGUACCAAGAAUGGGCUGCUCUUUGUCCCUCCUGCCAUUGACCGACAGACAGCAGAACUCCGACUGAUGGAUAAUUUCAUCACGACUUUGCGAAGGAAGGAUUUUGCAAACAUGACAGACCUGAUCCAUUUAACGCUAUCACGAAAUACAAUCAGUCAUAUUAUGCCUUAUGCGUUUUUUGAUCUUAAAGGUCUUCAUGCAUUACACCUGGAUAGUAACCGCCUCACUUAUAUUGAUGAGGAUCACUUCAAAGGAUUGAUCAACCUUCGCCACUUAAUUCUCAGUAACAACCAGUUACAUUACAUUUCACCUGGAUCUUUUGAUGAUUUCAUUGACAUAAUUGAGGAUCUGGAUCUAUCCUAUAAUAAUCUUGUUAAGGUCCCCUGGGAAACGGUCGGGAGGCUUUCCAAUGCCAAUACUAUUAGUUUGGAUCAUAACCUCAUAGAUUUUGUCCCUGAAGGCAUCUUCUCCGACCUUCACAAACUGGCUCGGCUGGACAUGACUUCUAACCAGCUGAGGAAGAUCCCCCCCGACCCGCUUUUCUCCCGCAUCCCUGUCUAUGCCAAGCCCAAGGGUACCCCUCUGUCGUCUCUGGUAUUGAGCUUUGGAGGGAACCCGCUGCACUGUAACUGUGAGCUAGUGUGGCUACGGCGCCUGACUAGGGAAGACGACCUGGAAACCUGUGCCUCCCCCCCCGAGCUGAUGGGCAAGUAUUUCUGGUCUAUUAAGGAGGAGGAAUUUGUCUGUGAACCACCCAUGAUCACUCGCAGAACAGCAAAGCAAGUGAUCACGGAAGGACAGAGGGUCUCCUUGAAGUGUAGAGCAAUGGGUGAUCCAGAACCAUACAUGCGCUGGAUUUCACCAGGGGGGAAAUUGGUCUCCAACACUUCCCGAACAAUUUCCUAUGAGAAUGGGACUUUGGAUAUUUUAGUGACUUCCAUAGAAGACCAGGGUACGUAUACUUGUAUAGCAUCCAACGCUGCAGGGGAGUCCACUGCACCCGUUGAACUUCUGGUCAGCCCAUAUCCUUAUCUUGCUAACAGCACGAACUCUGGCAAAGAAGCUGAGCGGGGUCCAUCGGAUAUCCUCAUCUCAGCCAAGUCCAGCUUCUCUAAUGAAACCAAAUCUCUCCAAGAGAGGAAAGUGGCCAUUGCUGAGCUGACCUCGUCCUCUGCCCUCAUCCAGUGGCCUUCGCAGCACCAUAUUCCUGGGAUGCGAAUGUUCCAGAUCCAGUACAACAGCUCUGCUGAUGAUAUCCUGGUGUACAGGAUGAUCCCGGCUUCUAGCAAGUCUUUCUUCCUGACCGACCUGGUUGCUGGGCGGGACUACGAUCUGUGUGUCCUUGCUGUUUAUGAGGACGGCGUGACUUCCCUGACAGCGACCCUGGUGGUAGGGUGUGUGCAGUUCACCACAGAGGAGGCAUAUCGGCAGUGUCAUUCCCUCCACGCACAGUUUCUUGGCGGGACCAUGAUUAUUAUCAUCGGAGGCAUCAUUGUGGCGUCCGUCCUUGUUUUUAUCUUCAUACUUCUGCUGAAAUACAAAGUUUACAUCAACCACCACAAAACCAAAAACCCUGAAGUGAAUAACGUUUGCUCUCAAACCAACGGUAGUCAAAGUAACUCUCUGGUACAUUCCAGCUCCAAACUGGCUGAAUGGAUCCAGCAAGAACGUUCAAGCUCACCACUCAGAGGCAAAACUAUACCAGACUUCAACUACGAACAAGCAGCCUCUACAGAAGUGUCUGUUUUAAGAAACGAAGCCUUUCCUUAAUAGUUACGCCGGUCCCAGGCAAGAAGCAGUAAAAAAUAACUAGCGGUUGUAUUUAAAGCUUCACUGUCUAUUUUUAAGAUCAGAUGGUUUUAAACACUAUUUUUUUAAUCUGUAAAAGUUCUUGCAUUCUUAACUAUUUUUGUUGCACUAUAUUAAAUAUAAACUGUGAUUUUGAA